AUGUCUAGUCCUUCAGCUAUUUCUACCAUGUUUCUUGUUGCUCUAGUGUUCAUGGGCACAGUAGCACCACCACCACAAGCCGAGGCGGCCCGUGCUUUCUUUGUGUUCGGUGACUCACUCGUCGACAAUGGCAACAACAACUACUUGGCCACCACCGCACGAGCCGACCGUCCGCCUUAUGGCAUCGACUACCCCACCCGCCGCCCCACCGGCCGCUUCUCAAACGGCUUUAACAUCCCUGACCUUAUAAGCCAACGGCUUGGUGCUGAGUCCGCAUUGCCAUACUUGAGCCCCCAGCUUACAGGACAAAAACUACUUGUCGGUGCAAACUUUGCUUCUGCCGGGAUCGGAAUCCUCAACGACACCGGUUUUCAGUUUGCAAACAUUAUAAGAAUCGCGCAGCAACUUCAGCUAUUCGAACAAUAUCAAAAACGACUGAGUGCGGUUAUUGGGAAAGACAAGGCAAAGCAGCUUGUCAACAAAGCUCUCAUCCUCAUAACGCUUGGUGGCAACGACUUUGUUAACAACUACUUCUUGGCACCAGUCACCGCAAGAAGGCUUCAAUUCACUAUCCCAGCUUAUUGCCGUUACCUCAUCUCCGAGUACCGCAAGGUUUUGAAGAGUACAGUCUAUAGAAGUGGCCACAUUGUCACCAUGUCUAGUCCUUCAGCUAUUUCUACCAUGUUUCUUGUUGCUCUAGUGUUCAUGGGCACAGUAGCACCACCACCACAAGCCGAGGCGGCCCGUGCUUUCUUUGUGUUCGGUGACUCACUCGUCGACAAUGGCAACAACAACUACUUGGCCACCACCGCACGAGCCGACCGUCCGCCUUAUGGCAUCGACUACCCCACCCGCCGCCCCACCGGCCGCUUCUCAAACGGCUUUAACAUCCCUGACCUUAUAAGCCAACGGCUUGGUGCUGAGUCCGCAUUGCCAUACUUGAGCCCCCAGCUUACAGGACAAAAACUACUUGUUUUGAACUCUAAAAGGUAG
Molecule: messenger RNA, 993 nt
Organism: Ilex paraguariensis (yerba mate)
Lineage: Eukaryota; Viridiplantae; Streptophyta; Magnoliopsida; Aquifoliales; Aquifoliaceae
Source: the annotation of a GenBank genome assembly